AUGAGCUCGCUCAAGCAGAAUCUGCCUUUUAUGGACCGAAAUAAAGGAAUUAUGGACACUGACAGAGGAUUCCCAGCCGGGCUUGCGCGAUCGAAAGCGCCUGGAUUCGGCUUUUCAGAAAAGAGUUUUGAAUUGAACGGUCCACAGAUUGCUUGCGUCAUUGGACAACCGCAGCAGCAUCAUCCCAAAGCCGAAGAGAUAAUGCCAGUGAAUGAAGCAUCCUGGAACGAAAAGCAGGAGAAAUUGUUCUGGGCCCGAGCUCCCACUGCAUCUCAGCCAUCACUUCUGGCUCCAUCGCAGUCUCAGAAACCAGGUAUUUUUGCGCACUCAGUAGACAUCUUUUUUCGUCGACGUUUUUCAUGUCUGUCUAGGUUCUGUCAGAAUGAGUGA
Gongylonema pulchrum is the source of this 390-nucleotide messenger RNA. NCBI's taxonomy places the organism in Eukaryota, Metazoa, Nematoda, Chromadorea, Rhabditida, Gongylonematidae. The record is from the annotation of a GenBank genome assembly.